CGCCCUUGACAGGCAGUGGAUGGACAUUGUCGAGUCGUACUCUGCCCGGAACCUGACCAAGACGGAGGACCGGUUCCUGGCCCUGUCUGGUGUGGCUGCGCGGUACCAGGCACGCAAGCCCCAGGACUUGUACAUGGCUGGUCUGUGGUACGACAACAUCGCGCAGGGCCUGGCCUGGACUGUUCAGAGCGCGGUGCAGAGGCAUCCGGACCGCCCCAAGAUGCACGAGUGCCCUUCGUGGUCGUGGGCGUCCCUCCCGAUACCUACACCUGUGCGCAUGAGCCGGAACACGACUGGCAGCCAGCGAUCUCGGUUUGAGGUGUUGCAUACGGACAAAGAUCUGGCACCGGGGGGAGAAGACGCGGUCGUAUCGGUCUCGCGUGGCAGUCAGAUCAAGAGCCUCACGAUCAGAGGACGCAUCAGGCCGCUCUGCUCUAGUUCUUCAAGGGUAGUAUCGUGGUCCUCUGUGACAGUGCGUACAGCGAUAACGCCUAGUUACUCCCAGGGCCAGACUGACACCUUUACAUUUCACGAUUGGCUGGAUCAGGAGGUGCACAGCAUCAAUGGUGAUACCGGCACUAUCGUCGCAUACCAGCCACGGAUGAAGGAGCUGGUGGCCCAGCUUGACUAUCUCGAUAGUGUGGAAGGCAUCCAAAUGAACCCUUCGGUGGUCACCUGCCUGGAAAUCAGCGACCGAGCAAUGCUACUCUUGAUGCCUGCUAGCAACCCCCAAAACGAGGAGAUUCCACAGUUUACCAGGAUGGGGGUGUCUAUGGAUUUCAGGGAGGAUUUCUUUUCCGGGCUGAAAGAGACGGUAAUUAGGCUUCAAUAGGAUCGGCUGCUGAGUUCUACCCUAGACUUC
This is a messenger RNA of Microdochium trichocladiopsis, 862 nucleotides long. RefSeq lists its product as uncharacterized. The transcript has a single exon. The coding region runs from base 20 to 832 and encodes 270 amino acids. Lineage: Eukaryota; Fungi; Ascomycota; Sordariomycetes; Xylariales; Microdochiaceae. The record is from RefSeq and is a predicted model, not a curated record.